UAACUCUCUCUAGGUGUUUGUCCUCCUCUCUCUCUAUCCUCUCUCUGUGUCUUCUCUCUCUCUCACAUUCUGGAGUGGCAUUUGGAGCCAAUUGGGAAACAACAACAAUAGGGGGAAUGGGUUGCUUUCCUUGUUCUGGAAAAUCGAGCAAAAAUCUCAACAAGAAGCACAACGACAUACCCAAGGAUCGGAUCGCAUCAACAACUUCAGACAAAGUGAAGUUAAACUUAGCUGCAGACGUAAAGAAGGAGGCAUCUUUAAAGGAGGGCUCCAAAGAUGGAGGUUCUGAUCACAUUGCAGCACAUACAUUCACUUUUCGUGAAUUGGCUGCUGCAACAAAAAAUUUCCGGGCAGAUUGUCUUUUGGGAGAAGGAGGAUUUGGGCGAGUAUAUAAAGGGCGGCUGGAGAGUACUAAUCAGGUUGUAGCCAUCAAGCAACUUGACCGCAAUGGGCUCCAAGGGAACAGAGAAUUCCUUGUUGAAGUCUUAAUGUUGAGCCUCCUUCAUCAUCCUAAUCUGGUAAACUUAAUUGGUUAUUGUGCUGAUGGGGAACAGAGAUUAUUGGUCUAUGAGUACAUGCGACUUGGUUCAUUGGAAGACCAUCUGCAUGACCUCCCACCUGAUAGAAAAGGACUUGAUUGGAAUACACGAAUGAAGAUAGCCGCAGGUGCUGCAAAGGGAUUGGAGUAUUUGCAUGACAAAGCUAACCCUCCAGUUAUAUAUCGUGAUUUGAAAUGCUCCAAUAUUUUACUUGGUAAAGACUACCAUCCUAAACUGUCUGAUUUUGGCCUGGCCAAAUUGGGUCCUGUAGGGGAUAACACCCAUGUAUCCACUAGAGUGAUGGGAACCUAUGGAUAUUGUGCUCCUGAAUAUGCAAUGACUGGUCAGCUUACACUGAGAUCAGAUGUUUAUAGCUUUGGGGUUGUCCUCCUUGAGAUUAUCACCGGCAGAAGAGCUAUUGAGAAUUCAAGAGGGGCUGGAGAGCACAAUCUGGUUGCGUGGGCACGACCUUUGUUUACAGAUCGGAGGAAAUUCUCACUGAUGGCUGACCCUCUUCUCCAAGGCCAAUAUCCUGUGAGGGGCCUGUACCAAGUUCUUGCUGUUGCUGCAAUGUGUGUUCAGGAAGAGCCUACCAUGAGACCUCUUAUAGCUGAUGUCGUAACUGCUCUUUCUUACCUUGCUUCCCAAAAGUAUAAUCCAGAAACCCAGCCGGUCCAGAACUCUCGCUCAGGCUCUUCCACUCCUAGAUCCCGAAGAGAACAAUGAAGAAUUUGGGGUUCAAAGCCUUAAAAUUAGACAAAGACAGGUACAAUCCCUUUGAAGCCCAUGGGAGAAAUGGUGCAUGUGCUAGUAGCUAGGUGGAGUACCAUUUUCAGGGUGUCUACUCCGAAUGGGAUUUGUGUGAUUCAUAGGUAACUGGAUGGAUGCUCAGUAUUACACAACUGUUGGCAACGACUACGGAGGUGCCUGUUUAUCAAAUUUUGCAUCUCUCCAGGUAGCAAGCAGAAAACUUUUUCUAAGGGAUCUUUUUUCCUAUAUUUCUUUUUGGGGCGUUUAUUUUUCAUUUCACUUUCCCUUGCUCCACCCAUUUUACAUUAGAGCCUGAGGCCUUGUAUUCAAAAGAAGCUGGUCUUUCUUGAAGUGGUGCUGUUUGUAAAAAAUUUUUUGCCUUCAUUAAUAAUAGUGCAGGAUGAUGUGAGAAAGGUCAUAUUCACUGCUUUA
Messenger RNA from Tripterygium wilfordii, 1721 nucleotides. RefSeq names its product probable serine/threonine-protein kinase PBL7. The coding region runs from base 117 to 1265 and encodes 382 amino acids. The record is from RefSeq and is a predicted model, not a curated record. Gene Ontology annotation, biological process: protein phosphorylation. The transcript has 5 exons. Gene Ontology annotation, molecular function: protein kinase activity; ATP binding. NCBI's taxonomy places the organism in Eukaryota, Viridiplantae, Streptophyta, Magnoliopsida, Celastrales, Celastraceae.